Messenger RNA from Passer domesticus (house sparrow), 5308 nucleotides. Its product is annotated as pantetheine hydrolase VNN2-like. Lineage: Eukaryota; Metazoa; Chordata; Aves; Passeriformes; Passeridae. The record is from RefSeq and is a predicted model, not a curated record. Bases 2934 to 4427 code for a protein of 497 amino acids. Gene Ontology annotation, biological process: pantothenate metabolic process. Gene Ontology annotation, molecular function: pantetheine hydrolase activity. The transcript is spliced from 7 exons.
UCUGUCCAGGUCUCUCUGUAGACCCCUCCUACCUACCCUCACACAGAUCAACAUUUCCACCCAACUUAGUGUCAUCUAGCCAUUUUUUUACUCAUCUAAGAUUUUUUCCAUGAUGUUCUCAAGGUCCUCAUUCCCAUAUUCUGGAGCUGGUGAGACAUUGGGAGUGCAAAUAUUCUCCAAACUCCAGCACUGUGAUUACUGCUGCUGUGCGCCAUAUAACCUUUUUUGUUUCCAGAUGUAUAUAGAUACUCACAUGUGACAUAACAGUGACAUGUCUCACAUAAUGACAUGUUUAUCAAAAGCCCCAGACAAUGUGCUCUGACUCAUGGAAGCUCAACAUUAUUGCUGCUAAGGCCACACUGUCUUAAAACCUUGUUCACUGUUUGAGUCAGUUACUGUGUGACCACAGACUGAUCUCAGUCCAGCAAGGGAUUAUCCAGUGUGGUCCUCCUCCCAUGGGUACAAACUCAGUGCAGACACUGUACUUGCCCCCAGGGAACCUGGUGGGUGACACCACGACUCUCUCCCAGGGAAAGGAUCUGGAUAUCUGGAUUUGAGGGAAGUUACGGCUUCUGGGAAGGUCUCAUCUUGCAGAAAGGAUUCAGCAGGAGUGUGUGGCCAGUCUCAAAGCUGAGGGGUGGCUUCUUCAGGUUUGUUCACUGCCUAUGCCAGUCCUCUGGAUAAUGGAAUGUGUGUGCAGGUGGUGUAGGAUCCCAACCCUGAAUGUGGUGAGUAUCUUGAAUCCAGGAUUUUGUUCAAGGUUAUUGUGGUUUGGUUAAGGUGUGUUGAGUAUUUUCCUACAGAAGGCUGGCAGAAGCCAUAAUGACAUAAUGGAUUAUUUUGCUACAGAGAUUGCACAACACUUAUCAUUGUGAAAUGUGUUAUUGUGAGAAGUGAGUCAAGCAUACAGAAAGCAAUCCUAUGUAAGUCCACCCAUUACCCACAUACCAACUCACUCUGUAUAAAAACAGGGCUGCGUGUAACCACCGAUAACAAUAAACACUUCGAGGGUAGUGCAGAAAAAACCCUUUCCUUACCUGACUGCUGAGUCAGAACCAAAGAAGGUAAGAAACUUGGGUGCCAGAUACAAGUGAUUUUUGUGCACGUGCAGCUUUAGCUUCAAGAUAUCUGCCGGAGUGAUCUGUGGAUAGAAGAAAGCACACUGUAAUAGGCAAAAUCUAGAAACUGUGUGUCCUAUUCACGACAGUCUUCCUACUGAGACCUUUGGGGACCAGAGAUCUUUGGCGCUUGGUUAUUAAGUGGUGGGUAUGCUGAUGGUUCUGCUCAGACAACCAGCUUUCCCCGCAGCUCCCCCCUAGGAUAUGCAGUAGCCCCCAAAGUCCCCUUGCUACUCCAAGCUGUGCUGUGCUGAGCUGUGGUGGCUCAGGUAUUAUCCAUGCUAGGGCCUACAUCUCCCAGCACCUCAUGCCCUUGAGUUUGGGCAGGAAUGUGUCCAUGCUGGUCUCUGCUGAGAUUUCCCAAAUUUUGUUUUUCUUCUGGGACCCAUGCUUGCCUUGAACUGAGUUACUACAGCAAUAAUAUGCCUGAUUGUUUUGUAUAUCUGGUAAGUAAUGUGUUUUUUCAGCUGCAGCACAGUGGUGGCUUUUCAGUGACUUCCCUGCUGUUGCUGUGAGGCAGAAUUGCUCAAUGCUGGCAGCUCUCUUGCCUUUGAUACUGAGUCUUUCCGGACAUGGGUGUAAUCUUUUAGCUACCCUGGGGAAUUCCCAGCUUUUGUGCAAGACUUCCUCUUUUUAAAGCCCACUGCCUUUGCCUGCCUGCCACCUCCUCUUAGUUGAUUUCAGGCUGCAGACAUGGGGCUUCCUAAAACUUGAGCCUCUGCUGUGCUUUUGGUGCUUUCUGCUCUGCAGGCCUGUGCCCUGAGCACAGAUGUUGCAGCCAUCUGUGAGCACAAUGACAUUUUAGAAUCAUAAACUUGAUGAAGUGUUGGCUUCUCCUGAGGAGGCCUUGGUGCUGAUGGAGAAGAAUCAUUCUUUUGGGUGACACUACAUAGUAAAGAGGAAGAUUUUUCAAGGAGGGAAAAAGUUUUUUAAAAUUUAUUUCUUCUAAGUGCUAAAUGACAAGUCAGGUUAUGUCCCUUUACCCUCACUAAAGUAUCACAGGUCCUAACUAAGGUUUUUCUAGGGAUCAUCUAAAACUAUAGUAGCAAUAGUCUAUUUACAAAAUACUAUGCUAAAAAUUUAUUUCCAUGAGAAAAAAUAGUGCUUUUCAUGAGCAAUUUCAAGUUGCUUAUUGUACAAAAACUUCCUUUUGAAAGGACCAUAGUAAGGAAAAAAUUGUGUUGUCAAAUUCUUUCUCAAAAAACAAGCAAGUCUGUUAGCUCUAGGCAGAGAGGUCAAGGGAUAGUUUAUACUGCAGUGUGAGCCCAGUGGAGAGGAUGCUCUCAAGGCACCCACUUGAUCUGUAAUAAGCCAUUGGCCAAAAGCAGGAGGUAUGGCAGGACCAUGUCUCAUAAGCAUUGCUGAAUUAUCUGCUCUUGGAAGCAAGAGGGCUGUACCCCACACAGGUAUCUGUCUUCAGAAGCGGCUGAAGUUUUCACUGACAGCAGCCACGUGCAGUAUGGUGAUAUGGAGUAGCAUAUCCUAACCAGGGGAGUCUGGGCUUGCCCCAAGAUGGGUUUAAAAGUGUGGAGAGGGAUGCGCAAAUGAAAUGUGUAAGUGCUCCUUCCAAUGAACCCCUUGUAGAUUAACAUGGCUUCUGACAAGCUCUCUUAGCCUUUUGUUCUACUUUUAUUUAAAACUUUUCAUAUUGGAAACAAGAUCAAAUUCCUAGGAAAGCUUUGGCUUUUUGGCAGAAAUCUUCUCAGAUUACUCAACAGAAGAUUAUUGCCAAAGCAAACCUAUUAGUCUUUACUUCUCCUCUUUCUCUCUAGUUUAUAUUCCCCAUGCUGAUCCAGGAGCUGGGAGGCUGCAGCCAUGCUCCCUUCCCAGGCUCUCCUGCCCACUGUGAUGCUGGCACUCGCAGCCCUUCAGGCCCUCGCCUCCGACACCUUCCUGGCAGCUGUCUACGAGCACGCCGUCAUCCUGCCGCAUCCCACCGAGGAGCCCAUUUCUCCCAGCGAUGCUUUGGCCCUGAUGAACAAAAACAUGGAUGUCCUGGAAGGGGCCAUCAAGGAAGCCGCCCAGCAGGGUGCCCACAUCAUUGUGACUCCUGAAGAUGGCAUCUAUGGCUGGCGAUUCACAAGAGAAUCCAUCUACCCCUACCUGGAGGAUAUCCCUGAUCCGGUGGUGAAUUGGAUUCCCUGCACUGACCCCUCAAGAUUUGGUCCGGCACCAGUGCAGGAACGACUCAGCUGCAUGGCCAGAAAUAAUUCCAUCUAUGUGGUUGCAAAUAUUGGGGACAAGAAGCCGUGUGACUCCAGCGAUCCCAACUGCCCUGGGGAUGGUUGGUACCACUACAAUACGGAUGUGGUCUUUGAUGCACAGGGGAAACUGGUGGCUCGGUACCAUAAGUACAAUCUGUUUAGAGGUGAAACGCAGUUUAAUUAUCCAAAAGAGCCAGAAGCUGUCACCUUUGAGACUCCUUUUGGGAAGUUUGGCAUUUUCACUUGCUUUGACAUCCUUUUCUAUGAGCCUGCCGUGGUCCUGGUGAGCAAGAUGCAGGUGGACACCGUGCUCUUCCCAACAGCUUGGAUGAAUGUUUUGCCCUUUCUGACUGCAAUUGAGUUUAACUCUGCCUGGGCCAUGGGCAUGCGUGUUAAUUUACUUUCUGCAAAUACUCACAAUACCACCAUGGCAAUGACAGGCAGUGGGCUGUUCACACCAGAAGGACCUGCUGCCUACCACUACGACAGUGCCACCGAGGAGGGACGUCUCCUGCUAGCAGAGUUGAGUGCACACCCCCGUCUUUCCCCCACUUAUCCUCCUGCCAUCAACUGGAGUUUGUAUGCCACGAGCAUCAAGGAAUUUCCUGGAGAAAACGACACUUUCUCGGGAGCUGUCCGGAAGGAUAUAUUCACUUUCAGAGAACUCAAGCACAAGGAUGGAAAUUGCACAGUUUGUCAAGGAGACCUUUGCUGUCAUCUGGUUUACCAGAUGUCAAACAAGACGAGAGAUGAAGUUUAUGUCCUGGGUGCAUUUGAUGGGCUUCACGGUUCUCUCAUAAAAUACCAUUGGCAGAUCUGCACUCUGCUCAAGUGCCCCAGCACAAACCUGAGCACAUGUGGGCAGCCCGUGGAGACGGCUCAGACCAAGUUUGAGAUGUUCUCCCUCAGUGGCACGUUUGGCACCAGCUACGUCUUCCCAGAAGUGCUGUACAGCGGGGUGCAGCUGGCCCCUGGGGAGUUCGAGGUGCUACGUGACGGGCGUUUGAAAAGCAAGCAUGGCACUUCAAAACCGCUCAUUACAGUGACACUUUUUGGAAGGCCUUAUGAGAAGGACCAGCCACAUCCUCUGCGAAUUUCCCUGUAAAGUAUCUCCUUAGGAGUUAUACACUCACCAGAGACAGGAGGGGAGUUUCCUCCUGAGCCGUAGCAGUUACCUUGUAUGAUUCCUAUUCUGCAAUACUGCACUUCUGCUCAGCACCUGUGGCAAUUGGGCUUAUUUGGGACAAAAUUAUGUGUUCACCCUGGUGUGAGUGCCUUUUUAAUAGGGCUUGAGCCAGUGCAAUUAUUUUUUAGUAAGCAUGAUCUGUCACGUGAAACUUUUAAUCAGAAUUCUUUUUCCCCCUAUCAUAUAGAUUGCUAGGAUUACAGCAGAAAGAAGACUGAUAUGAAUAUCUGUGAAAUGUGGUUUGUCAUUUUAUUGGAGAAUAAAUUCUCUCCAAGAAAGUCUUUCUGUCCCUUUUGCCCUUUACUGUUUUUCAGACUGUGUAAUCAUUACGUUUCUGUAUUUUUCAGCCUUACAGCCCAAUCAACAGGGCCUACUUAACACUCAAUGAGUCUUGGCCCCAUUCUGACCAAGGUACUGUAAAAUAAAGAGAAAACCAGAUUUUAAAAUCUUAGGUGCAAUCUUAGAGAGAGAAAGUGGUCCUCCACAGCCCACCCAGGUGUUGGGUCUGGCUAAGAUAAGAUACAGCACAUCCAGUUCUGCAGUCCCUCUGAUUUUGCAUCUCUUUGUAUGUGGCAGAUGGGUGUUGCGCCCAGAGCACUUCACAUCCAACUUGCCAUAUACAACACAGUACUCCAACACCUUCUCCUGGGUAUAUGGAUAAUUACUUCAAAACUGUUAAGAUAUAUGAAAUAGGCAAUCUUUUAGCACCUGAAACACAUUUCACCUUGUAGUGUGAGAAAUGAGCCUUAUUUUGGAUUUCUAGCAGUGAUAUAUCAAACUUUGCAGCCCUGGGCCCCAUU